CGUGACACGUGUGACGAAGUGCUUGUUGCCUGUGACUGUCUCAUCAUCAUAACAAUCGGCCAGUCAUAUAUCGAAUACAGGCAGACUACAAUGCGCCUUUGCUGCUAUGUAAUACAGAGGCAAAGUGACAUAAUCCUGUUUACGUAGUCACCGCAGUAGAAGGCUGCUAGUGCUAGUCAGAGUGAGAUAGUUUAAUUUGUAUUCUGUUACUGUUAGUGACAGUGUUACUCACUGUUACAUUCACUCAGUGAUUCACUGAUUCAGUCACACGACGACCUUGGAAUUAGUCAAUUACUCCCCGGAACUAAGACAAGAGUUUGGAAAAAAGGCAGAUGGAGGAAGCGUGUUCUGGUCAGCCAUCGAGCUUAUGCAGUGGCUCAAACAAAGACAUAUCAACUUUGGGAUGGUUUCACGGGGAUGUUCCAAGGAAUGUUGCUGAAAGCUUGUUGCUACGCAAUGGCGUGGAUGGCUCUUACCUCAUAAGAAACAGUAGUUCACCGGGAGAGUACGCCUUGUCUGUACGGUGCAAAGAUGCGGUGAAGCACUUCAAGAUUCAGUGGGAUGGCAGGGAGUACAGGUUUGGCAUGGGCGUCUUCGACAACAUACAGGACUUUGUCCAACACUUCACGAGUCAGCCUCUUAUAGGGGGCGAGUCAGGUGUACUGACAGUGUUGAAGUUUCCAUAUCUUAAAAAUGCAAAGGAGCCAGCAGAAGUGUUUGAACUCAUCAAGAUGCACAGAGAGCUGCCCAUCUCAGAACUGAAGCCGAGUAGCUCAAUUGAUUAUAAGGAUGGGUACUUGACAAAACUUGGUGGGAGUGUGAAGAGCUGGAAGACGAGGUGGUUUGUGCUGACGCGCAACGAGCUGAGCUACUUCAAGGACAAGAACGACAAGGAGGCGAUUCGCACAAUGCUGCUCGAGGAGGCACGUGGCUGUGAGACCGACAACACCAAGGACAAGGAGCACUGCUUCAAGUUGGUGUUUCCAUGGAGGACUUUCUUCAUGUAUGCAUCAACGGGUGCAGAGGCUCAAGGGUGGAUCCAGGCCUUGCGCUGGCAACUGAGGCAUCCGCACGUGAUGACACUGUGAUGAGCGUGUGUGGCAAGGUGUUGUCAUGGCAACAGACGAUAACCACGCGUGCCAAUGCCGCCGAUGCCAUGCACGGCAGAAUGAGAGAUUCAUGACUCGUCGAAAGGCGCAGAGCAGAUAAGUUCAAACUAGAAGAUGUGCACUAUCUUUUUGAGGAUGCAUUAUGUUGAUUAAGGCACCUAGCUGCUGGCAUUGUAUUUAAUAGCAGCUGGUUUACAAA
Priapulus caudatus is the source of this 1308-nucleotide messenger RNA. Its product is annotated as dual adapter for phosphotyrosine and 3-phosphotyrosine and 3-phosphoinositide-like. The coding region runs from base 333 to 1088 and encodes 251 amino acids. The transcript has 8 exons. The record is from RefSeq and is a predicted model, not a curated record. Lineage: Eukaryota; Metazoa; Priapulida; Priapulimorpha; Priapulimorphida; Priapulidae.